Caenorhabditis remanei is the source of this 1053-nucleotide messenger RNA. RefSeq lists its product as uncharacterized. Gene Ontology annotation, biological process: proteasome-mediated ubiquitin-dependent protein catabolic process. The transcript has 5 exons. NCBI's taxonomy places the organism in Eukaryota, Metazoa, Nematoda, Chromadorea, Rhabditida, Rhabditidae. Gene Ontology annotation, cellular component: nucleus; proteasome regulatory particle, base subcomplex; cytosol. Bases 1 to 1053 code for a protein of 350 amino acids. The record is from RefSeq and is a predicted model, not a curated record. Gene Ontology annotation, molecular function: polyubiquitin modification-dependent protein binding.
AUGGUUCAAGAAAGCACAAUGAUUUGUGUCGACAAUUCUGAGUGGAUGCGAAACGGUGAUUUUCAACCAACUCGUCUUCAGUCGCAACAAGACGCUGUCAAUCUUGUCACACAAUGUAAAUUGCGCGCUAAUCCGGAGAAUGCAGUCGGAAUUCUUUCCAUGGCAGAUAGCGUUCAAGUGUUGUCCAGUCUCUCAACAGAACAAGGUCGCCUAAUGAUGAAGACUCACUCUAUCGAGCCAUAUGGAAAAUGCAAUUUCAUCGCCGGAAUCAAAAUUGCUCAUCUGGCUCUCAAGCAUCGUCAAAAUCGUAAUCACAAAAUGCGCGUUGUGCUUUUCAUCGGGUCACCUCUCGAGGAUAUUGAUACUGCUGAAUUAACGAAAAUUGGCAAGAAAAUGAAAAAGGAAAAAGUACUCUGCGAUGUUGUAAUGUUCGGUGACAAUGAUACUGAUGGACAUGAGAAAUUCUCGGCGUUUGUGGAUACUUUGAAUGGAAAAGAAGGAACGGGAUCCUCGCUUGUUGUUGUUCCGACUGGAUCUUCUCUCACUGACGCUUUGAUGCAAUCUAGCGUUUGCAAAAACGAGGACGGUCAGGCAGCUUUCGGAGCCGGUGGAGGUGGUGCUGACAACGCAUUCGGAAUGGACGUGGACAAUGAUCCAGAUUUGGCUUUGGCUCUUCGCGUUUCGAUGGAAGAAGAACGUGCUCGUCAAGCAGCUGCUGCAGCCGCCAAUGGAGGCGCAGCAGCUGAUUCUGGUGCUGAUCAAGAGAUUGCUGCCGCGGCAGCAGUUCCAUUCGAGGAAAUGGAUAUGGGCGCAAUGACCGAAGAGCAACAGUUGGAAUGGGCACUUCGUCUCUCAAUGCAAGAAAAUGCUCCAUCGACUGAACAACCACAGGCCCAACAAGAAGAACAAAUGGAUGUCGAUGGCGCCGGUGCUGCUCCCGUUGCCGAUGAAGGAAAUCUUGAUGAUUUGUUGAACAACCCAGAGCUCCUUCAGCAAAUUGUGGAUGAUUUGCCGUCUGGGACUGAGGACAAGGACGACAAGGAGAAAAAGUAA